Odontomachus brunneus is the source of this 480-nucleotide messenger RNA. RefSeq lists its product as uncharacterized. NCBI's taxonomy places the organism in Eukaryota, Metazoa, Arthropoda, Insecta, Hymenoptera, Formicidae. The transcript is spliced from 3 exons. Bases 1 to 480 code for a protein of 159 amino acids. The record is from RefSeq and is a predicted model, not a curated record.
AUGCAUCCGUAUUCAAAUGAAUGCAAGACGUUUCUGUCUAACGUUACGCAAUGUCAGCCGGUCGUCCGUAUAGAAACACGCACGGCGCGAGUACCGUACGCGCGACGCGCCACGCUGCUCCAACUUACUCGUCGACUGUGUUCCCUCGGCUGCUCUCCUUCGGCCUUCGACGACUCACUCGCAGCGGCGAAGCCGUGCGCUACUCAAUCGUUCUCGACUAAAAACUUCCUCUCUCUACCUUCUCCCCGACGAGAAUCAUGUAUCACGUAUGAGUACUCGCGGUAUCUCGCGAAGGCCCAAGUGAGACACGUGAGGAAGCGUCGGAAGCGAAAUGGUCACGUGAAACGAAAAAAACUCUACUUGUCGCACGAUCUUCGAAGUCAAGCAACAGUCGAGCGACGACACAAGAUGUAUUUAGAAGGAAAUGAUAACCGAUCAUCGCUCAAGCUCAAAACCAUUGUGAGAGACAUAAACGUAUGA